GUCAUCCUGUUAUAACGCCAAUCGACGAUAUUAUGAAAAAAAUCGAGAACGCAUUCUCCAGCUUAGGAGAGCUUCUCGCAUUGAGGCUCGCGCUCGCUUGGAAUAUCUUGAAAGAAUCCAAAUCUCUUGCUUCCAAACCCACUGUCCUCCUCAACUUCCUUCUAUUUAUGACCUUUUGAAUUUCGAAUACUCUCAACAUGAAAAGAUGCUGGCAUCAAGACCUGAAGAAAAACUUCGAUAA
Messenger RNA from Racocetra persica, 241 nucleotides. Lineage: Eukaryota; Fungi; Glomeromycota; Glomeromycetes; Diversisporales; Gigasporaceae. The record is from the annotation of a GenBank genome assembly.